CACACGCACGCACACACAAACGCCGGUUUUGUGAACUCACUUGACGAAAAGAAAGAGCGAGAAGAAAAAAGUUGCCAAAUCAAAAUGGUCACCGAGCCGAAGUCCGUUGAGCCCAACGGUCUCGCCAGCCCGGUCUCGCAAGUAAGCAGCCCGAAGGGCGCCCGUGUGCGGAUCUUCAAUGCCGAGGACUUCUUGUCGCGUGCUCAGAUGAACGACAAAAUCAACAACAUCUUGCGCUCGCCCACCAAGCCGCCCAACGGGGUGCGCCAGCGCUCCGUCUACACCAACAACCCAUCGCCGCAGGCAAGCUUGCGUGUCGGCAUGACUGGGGGGCAGCUGUCCCAACGCAUGAGCAACAUCUCGCUGUCCUCCGGCACGGACUCCGUGGGCCACAUGGAUCGCGGCAGCAGCUCCAGUCUCGCUAGCAGCGCCACCGUUGGCACCAACACCAUCACCAGCGGCAUUUCCAAGGAGUGCGCCAAUUACCCCGUCGGCAGUCAGUCGGCCCGUCCAUACGUCCAACUGCCUGGCAUACACAUUUCCAACCCUCCCCAGUACGGGCCAGGGAAUAUGCAGGAAAUAGACGCUGGCAAAAUGGCGCACAACGGCAAGGCACUCACAGGGCGCUACAAUGCCACGCCCACCUAUGGCUUCGACAACGAGCAGAAAUACUGCCUGAAUUCCCAACAGUUGCCGUCUCCAAUGCCCCCUCCACCAUACGCCUUGGCACGCGUGAGCAGCACACGCAACUUCGAGCUCGAGAACCACACACCGCCGGCAUGUCCCGGCUCUGGACCCAUUGCCAUGACGAACGGCACCAUCCAGUUGCGCCUCCGCGAUGGCGUGCGAAUUGACAUGACUCUGGACAAGGCGGUGCGCGUGCUCAAUCAGCGCAGCAUGGUGGCAGUUGCUCUAUCACGCAACUGCAGCAACUCGGCUUUGAUCCACCCCAAUGGACGCAUCUUGCAGAGCGGCGCUAAAGUCGAAAUAGGCACCUACGACGGCAUGAAGGGCAAUAACUUUGUUCGCUAUGCCAAGAUGUGGUACAAGGGUGUGAGCUUCACCAGCGAGGCGUGCGCUCUCAUCUACCUGGUGGACACAGCCGGGACGCGCACCACAACCGACACUUUCACCGAUCUGACCAAGGACUACACCCUGGCAGUGUUCUAUGACGACUCGCGGCAUGGUCCCUCUUAUAUGGCUGAAGCCCAUGACGUGAUUGCCAAUUCAGCUUACACCUGUACCGAGGAUGGCACUGAGAUCUAUGACAUAAACGGAUUUCGCAUCACCCAGGCAGCCGAUGGCCUGGUGAAGGUCACUCGUGUGGACAACAAGUGCUUGAUUCGCACCAGUCCCGGCAAUGGAUCGGCCACUUUGACCACACCUGGCAUCCAUUGCACUGCCUCUCUGGGCAAGACCUCGCAUCUGUUUGUUCGUCGCAAUGAGAAGCGCAUGCACUUCGAUGGAUCCUGUUUCAUUGUACGCAACGCCGGACACUCCGCCGGCUUCAAUGAGAACAACCUGCUCAUUGUCUACUGAGCGGCGUUCGUAGUCCGGAGAUAGAAACGGUGCAGUGGUAGCCCAUCCCACACGCACACACUCACACAUGUCAACACAUUUCACCUGAAACACAUACAUAGACA
This is a messenger RNA of Drosophila miranda, 1643 nucleotides long. RefSeq lists its product as uncharacterized. NCBI's taxonomy places the organism in Eukaryota, Metazoa, Arthropoda, Insecta, Diptera, Drosophilidae. The record is from RefSeq and is a predicted model, not a curated record. The coding region runs from base 85 to 1539 and encodes 484 amino acids. The transcript is spliced from 8 exons.